Scatophagus argus is the source of this 4051-nucleotide messenger RNA. RefSeq names its product aminopeptidase N-like. Bases 385 to 3282 code for a protein of 965 amino acids. NCBI's taxonomy places the organism in Eukaryota, Metazoa, Chordata, Actinopteri, Scatophagidae. Gene Ontology annotation, molecular function: metalloaminopeptidase activity; peptide binding; zinc ion binding. The transcript has 21 exons. The record is from RefSeq and is a predicted model, not a curated record. Gene Ontology annotation, cellular component: cytoplasm. Gene Ontology annotation, biological process: proteolysis; peptide catabolic process.
CAACCUCACAAUGAGUUUGCAGUCUUGUUGAUAGAGCCACAUUCUUUCAGCCCCCCCUUGGGUACUUUUGGGAAGGGAAAUUGAGGGAGUUGUUCUGUCCUCAAGAAAAACCUGUGCUAGCUCUCACCACCUCCCACCUCCACCCUCACAGAUGCAGACUGUGUUUCACAUCAGCCAGGAUCAUUCCAGCCCAACUUCUGCCUCUUGUGCAGAGCUAAAUCAGGGCUUGCAGUGGACAUCCAGCUACACAAGGUUUGGUGUUAUGAGCAUGUACUUUUUGCCAUGUUAAUAGUUCAACCAUUAACUGAAAAGGGAAGAGAUCUGUUGUACUGGACAUACAGACUGAGACCCCUCAGAGUUCUUCUCUGAUCUCCUGAAUUGGUCAUGGGAAAAGUCUACUAUAUCAGCAAAAAUGUGGGCCUCGUUAUGCUUGUAUUGGCGGUCUCUGCUCUGGCUAUCAUUAUAGCCCUGUCCAUUGCAUAUGACAAGGAAAGGUCCAAGAAUCGAGGAAAGCCUGGAGAUGGAGAGACGGACAGCACGAGCGUGCCUGCACUCCUCACAACACCCUUUGCUCCCAAGGAGCCCUGGGACCACUACAGACUUCCAGACUCCCUUGUUCCUGUCUCCUACAAUGUGACUCUGUGGCCUCGGCUGGAGCCCAACGCAGAUGGCCUGUACAUAUUCACUGGACAUUCAGCGGUGGUCUUCAGAUGCAUGAAGGAAACAGACCUCAUCAUCAUCCACUCCAACAAGCUGAAUCUCACCACCUUCUAUGGGCACUUUGCUAAGCUGACUGGCCUGGGUGACGCCACUGUGCCCACUAUAGAAAAUUCCUGGCUUGUUGUGAAGACAGAGUAUCUGGUUCUUCAGCUACACAGUAGAUUAGCUGUUGGAGCAUCGUAUGUACUUUACACUGAAUUUGAGGGGGAGCUGGCAGAUGACCUGGAAGGCUUCUACAGGAGUGAAUACUUUGAGGAUGGUGUGAAGAAAGUUGUUGCUACCUCACAGAUGCAAGCAACGUAUGCCAGGAAAACAUUCCCUUGUUUUGACGAGCCAGCCAUGAAAGCUGUCUUCAGUGUUACCAUCAUCCACGACAGAGCCACUGUGGCCCUGUCUAACGGCAGGGAAACUGACAAAACAAAUUCUGACAUUGAUGGCGUGCCUGUCAGAGUGACUACGUUUGAGCCCACAGAGAGAAUGUCCACAUACCUUCUGGCGUUUAUUGUCUGUGAAUUUGUUCACAUUCAGUCAUUCCAAAACAACAAUUUGUUGGUCCGAAUCUGGGCUCGAAGAAAAGCCAUAGAUGACAGACAGGGUGACUAUGCUCUGAAUGUUACAGGGCCGAUCCUUCAGUUCUAUGAGCACUACUACAAUGCAACAUAUCCACUCAUCAAGUCUGAUCAGAUAGCUCUACCUGACUUCAGUGCUGGGGCAAUGGAGAACUGGGGUCUGGUCACAUACAGGGAAACGGCCCUGCUCUAUGACCCGAUCAUAUCCUCCACUGGAAACAAAGAGAGAGUUACAACUGUAAUCUCCCAUGAACUCGCACACAUGUGGUUUGGCAACCUGGUUACUCUGAAAUGGUGGAAUGACCUGUGGUUGAAUGAGGGAUUUGCAUCAUAUGUAGAGUACCUCGGGGCUGACUAUGCUGAGCCCACCUGGAACAUUAAAGACCAGAUCAUAUUGUAUGACGUGCACAAGGUGUUUGCUGUGGAUGCCCUGGCCUCCUCCCAUCCGCUGUCCCGUGGAGAAGACGAGGUCAAUGACCCUGCUCAGAUCAGCGAGAUGUUCAACACUAUCUCCUACAGCAAGGGAGCAGCGGUGCUCAGAAUGCUGUCAGACUUUCUCACUGAGCCUGUGUUUGCCAAAGGACUAAGUUCUUACUUGAACACUUUUGCCUUCAAAAACACAGUAUAUACAGACUUGUGGAACCACCUCCAACAGGCAGUUGAAAACACACCAGGUAUACAUAUUCCCCACACUGUCCACCACAUCAUGAACCACUGGACUCUACAGAUGGGUUUCCCAGUGGUCACAAUUGACACCCGGACAGGAAGUAUCACCCAGAAACACUUCCUGUUGGAUCCAGACUCUGUAGUGGACAGGCCUUCUCAGUUCAAUUACACAUGGGUGGUUCCCAUUAAAUGGUCAAAAACAGGUGUGGAACAACAACAGUACUGGCUUCUUCAAAAGGCAGCCACCCACAGUAAGAUGAAAGUGUCAGGAGAGGACUGGGUGCUGUUGAAUACCAAUGUAUCUGGUUACUUUAGGGUGAACUAUGAUCUUGACAACUGGGAUCGUCUCCUCUCCCUGCUCAACACCAACCACAAGGCUUUAUCAAUCAUCAACAGAGCACAGAUAAUAGAUGACGCGUUCAACCUAGCAAGAGCCAAAAUAAUCAAUACAACACUGGCCUUGAGAACUACCAAAUACCUGUCCAAGGAAAGAGACUACAUCCCCUGGGAGUCAGCUCUGAGAAACCUUGACUACUACAUCCUCAUGUUUGACCGCACUGAGGUCUAUGGAGCUUUACAGGCAUACCUCAAGAAACAAAUCCAACCACUUUUUGAGCACUUCAAGAUGAUCACAGCUAACUGGACCAAAGUACCUACAGGACACACUGACCAAUAUAAUCAGAUCAAUGCUAUUGGAAUAGCCUGCAGUAUGGGUGUGGCAGGAUGCAGGGAGCUGAUCAAAAGCUGGUACAGACAGUGGAUGGAAAAUCCACAUCAGAACCCGAUCCAUCCGAACUUGAAAAGCACAGUUUACUGCAGUGCCAUAGCCUUUGGUGGUGUGGAGGAGUGGGACUUUGCCUGGGGGAUGUUCAAGAAUGCCACUCUGGCAUCUGAAGCUUCCAGGCUCAGGUCAGCCAUGGCCUGCACCAAAGUACCCUGGCUUUUGAACAGGUAUCUGGAGUACACACUCGAUCCAGCUAAAAUCCGCAAGCAGGACGCCACCUCUACCAUCCAGUACAUAGCCCGAAAUGUUGUGGGGAUGCCGCUGGCCUGGAACUUUGUUAGAGCAAGAUGGGGAUACAUUUUCCAGCAGUACGGAAGAGGUUCAUUUUCCUUCUCUAAUCUCGUCAACGGAAUCACCAAGAGAUUCUCUUCAGAGUUUGAGUUGCAGGAGCUGAAGAAAUUCAGAGAAGACAACCUCCAUGUUGGCUUUGGCUCAGCCACGAUGGCCCUCGAACAGGCUAUAGAGAAGACCACAGCCAACAUCAAAUGGGUGACAGAGAACAAAGCUCAUGUGCUGAGGUGGUUUACUGAUGACUCCACAUGAGAACACUUAGUCAGCAUGAUACACCCUUUUUUGUGCUGACAGGGAUUAAUAAUGAAUUACUAUCGCUAUAAUCAUCCAGAACAACAAAUGACCAACUGUUUUUCUUGGUACCAGUUUCGUAAAGACAUCUGAUAUGACACAAUACAUCCAUGGACAUUUCUACAGGAACAGACAUACAAUGGACAGUGUCCCACACUCAGUAUAUCAAUAUACACUAUAUAAACAAAAGUAUUGGGACACACCUCUGUAUUAUGGAAUUUGGGUGUGGUGUGGGGCUGUUUUUCAGGGGUUGGGCUAGGGAUUUCACUGGGAAACCCAUUUGUAGGAUCCAGCGGUUCAUGAUAAGCUCCAAACUGCGGGGAAGUUUUAUGCCAGCUUCAUCCACUGCCUGGUAAAAAAGAACAUUCAGAGAGAGGAAGGAAAAUCAGAAGAACUGUUUAACUUUAUGACAAAUAGUUCAGAGGGAAGCCACAUAACAAGAAGCCAUAUUUUGACAUUUUUGUUAUAUUUAUGUUUUUCAAUAAUUUAUUCAACAUCUUCUGAUGACCAGUGGUCAGUGUGGUAACAAGUGACAAUUACAAUUACAGUAUAAUGCUAAAUAUCAAAACAGGGUGUAAAAAUAGGCACAAGUUCAAAAGAGCCAUAACACCCACCAAAGGGAGAUCUUAAUGCUUCAGCAUACCAAGACAUUUUGGACAAUGCUAUGCUUCCUACUUUGUGGCAACAGUUUGGGGAAGGCCUUUUGCUAUUCCAGCAUGACUGUGUCCCA